AUGCGCGAAAUCGUUCACAUUCAGACUGGUCAGUGCGGCAAUCAAAUUGGCGCAAAGUUUUGGGAAGUAAUAUCAGAUGAACACGGCAUUGAUCCAACUGGGACGUACCAUGGGGAUUCUGAUCUACAACUAGAACGCAUAAAUGUAUAUUACAAUGAAGCAACCGGUGGAAAGUAUGUACCUCGUGCUGUUCUGGUCGACCUAGAACCUGGGACUAUGGAUAGCGUGCGUGCUGGUCCAUUUGGGCAAUUGUUCCGACCAGAUAAUUUUGUUUUUGGACAAAGUGGGGCUGGAAAUAAUUGGGCAAAAGGCCACUACACCGAAGGUGCUGAGUUAGUUGAUUCCGUCUUAGAUGUUGUUCGCAAAGAGGCGGAAUCCUGUGAUUGCCUUCAAGGUUUCCAGCUAACUCAUUCUCUCGGAGGGGGUACUGGUUCCGGAAUGGGGACACUACUUAUUUCUAAAAUCCGUGAAGAGUAUCCAGACCGUAUUAUGAAUACCUUCUCAGUCGUUCCAUCACCUAAAGUAUCUGAUACUGUUGUGGAACCUUACAACGCAACUCUUUCAGUUCACCAGCUUGUAGAAAACACUGAUGAAACAUACUGCAUUGACAAUGAAGCACUGUAUGACAUAUGCUUCCGAACUUUGAAGCUCACCACUCCAACGUAUGGUGAUCUAAAUCACUUGGUUAGUGCGACGAUGUCAGGUGUUACAACAUGCCUUCGAUUUCCCGGGCAGCUGAAUGCUGAUUUGAGAAAAUUAGCCGUAAACAUGGUACCAUUCCCACGUCUACACUUUUUCAUGCCUGGAUUUGCUCCUCUUACUAGCCGUGGUAGCCAGCAGUAUCGUUCCCUUACGGUACCUGAAUUAACUCAACAAAUGUUUGACGCAAAGAAUAUGAUGGCCGCUUGCGAUCCACGUCAUGGACGAUAUCUAACAGUCGCCGCAAUGUUUAGAGGUCGUAUGUCAAUGAAAGAAGUUGAUGAACAAAUGCUUAACGUUCAGAACAAAAACUCGAGCUAUUUCGUCGAAUGGAUACCUAAUAACGUCAAGACAGCUGUGUGUGACAUUCCACCAAGAGGUUUGAAAAUGUCGGUCACUUUCAUCGGGAACAGUACUGCUAUUCAGGAGUUAUUCAAGCGUGUUAGCGAGCAAUUCACUGCUAUGUUCCGACGCAAGGCUUUUUUGCAUUGGUAUACCGGUGAAGGUAUGGAUGAAAUGGAGUUCACAGAGGCAGAAUCAAAUAUGAACGAUCUCGUUAGCGAGUAUCAACAAUAUCAAGAUGCAACAGCCGAAGAGGAAGGGGAAUUCGAAGAAGAAGAAAACGAAGAGGCAUAA
This is a messenger RNA of Schistosoma spindalis, 1335 nucleotides long. The record is from the annotation of a GenBank genome assembly. NCBI's taxonomy places the organism in Eukaryota, Metazoa, Platyhelminthes, Trematoda, Strigeidida, Schistosomatidae.